This is a messenger RNA of Alexandromys fortis (reed vole), 4528 nucleotides long. It is a transcript of the gene Sorcs3, whose product is annotated as sortilin related VPS10 domain containing receptor 3. The coding region runs from base 1 to 2871 and encodes 956 amino acids. Lineage: Eukaryota; Metazoa; Chordata; Mammalia; Rodentia; Cricetidae. The record is from RefSeq and is a predicted model, not a curated record. Gene Ontology annotation, cellular component: postsynaptic density membrane. The transcript is spliced from 24 exons.
AUGCUUCUCAGCGAUCCGGAGAUGGAGAGCAGUAUACUGAUCAGCUCAGAUGAAGGGGCAACUUACCAGAAAUACCGGCUCACCUUCUACAUCCAGAGCCUGCUCUUCCACCCCAAGCAGGAGGACUGGGUGCUGGCCUACAGCUUGGACCAGAAGCUUUACAGCUCGAUGGACUUUGGAAGACGAUGGCAACUCGUGCACGAGCGCAUCACACCCAACAGGUUUUACUGGUCGGUGUCGGGACUGGAUAAGGAGGCAGACCUGGUGCACAUGGAAGUGAGGACCACCGAUGGAUAUGCCCACUACCUCACCUGCAGGAUCCAGGAAUGCGCUGAGACAACUCGAAGCGGCCCCUUUGCUCGUUCCAUCGACAUUAGUUCCCUGGUCGUCCAGGAUGAAUAUAUCUUCAUCCAGGUAACAAUAGGUGGAAGAGCCAGCUACUACGUGUCCUAUCGAAGAGAAGCCUUUGCCCAGAUAAAGCUGCCCAAGUACUCCUUGCCAAAGGACAUGCACAUCAUCAGCACAGAUGAGAACCAAGUGUUUGCAGCCGUCCAAGAAUGGAACCAGAACGACACGUACAAUCUCUACAUCUCGGACACUCGCGGGAUCUACUUCACUCUGGCGAUGGAGAACAUUAAGAGCAGUCGAGGUCUAAUGGGAAACAUCAUUAUUGAAUUAUAUGAGGUAGCAGGUAUCAAGGGCAUAUUCCUGGCAAACAAGAAGGUGGAUGACCAGGUGAAGACAUACAUCACUUACAACAAAGGCAGGGAUUGGCGACUACUCCAAGCUCCAGAUGUGGACCUGAGAGGAAGCCCGGUGCACUGCUUACUGCCCUUCUGUUCCUUACACCUGCAUCUGCAGCUCUCUGAAAACCCAUAUUCCUCUGGAAGAAUCUCUAGCAAGGACACAGCCCCCGGACUUGUGGUGGCCACAGGUAACAUUGGCUCAGAACUCUCCUAUACAGACAUUGGUGUGUUCAUCUCCUCUGAUGGGGGCAACACAUGGAGACAGAUCUUUGAUGAAGAGUACAAUGUCUGGUUCCUAGACUGGGGUGGCGCCCUCGUGGCCAUGAAACACACACCUCUGCCAGUCAGGCACUUGUGGGUGAGUUUUGAUGAGGGCCACUCCUGGAGCAGAUACGGUUUCACGUUGCUGCCUCUCUUUGUGGAUGGGGCAUUGGUGGAGGCAGGAGUCGAGACCCACAUCAUGACAGUUUUUGGCCACUUCAGCCUGCGCUCCGAAUGGCAGUUGGUGAAAGUGGACUACAAGUCUAUCUUCAGCCGGCGCUGCACCAAGGAGGACUUUGAGACUUGGCACCUGCUCAAUCAGGGAGAGCCUUGUGUCAUGGGGGAAAGGAAAAUAUUCAAGAAACGCAAGCCAGGUGCUCAGUGUGCCCUCGGCAGAGACUACUCUGGUUCAGUGGUAUCAGAACCCUGUGUUUGUGCGGAUUGGGACUUCGAAUGUGACUAUGGCUAUGAGAGACAUGGGGAGAGCCAGUGUGUCCCAGCUUUCUGGUACAACCCAGCUUCCCCCUCAAAGGACUGCAGCCUUGGUCAAAGCUACCUUAAUAGCACCGGGUACCGGAGGAUUGUGUCCAACAACUGCACAGAUGGGUUAAGGGAUAAGUACUCUGCAAAGACUCAACUGUGUCCGGGAAAAGCUCCUCGGGGUCUCCACGUGGUAACCACUGAUGGGCGCCUGGUGGCAGAGCAGGGCCAUAAUGCCACCUUCAUCAUUCUGAUGGAAGAGGGUGACCUCCAAAGGACCAACAUCCAGCUUGACUUUGGGGAUGGAAUUGCUGUGUCCUAUGCCAACUUCAGCCCCAUUGAGGAUGGCAUCAAGCAUGUGUAUAAGAGUGCGGGCAUCUUCCAGGUGACAGCGUAUGCAGAGAACAACCUUGGUUCUGAUACAGCCGUCCUCUUCCUACAUGUAGUUUGUCCAGUGGAGCAUGUUCACCUUCGAGUUCCAUUUGUCGCCAUAAGAAACAAGGAUGUGAACAUCAGUGCAGUUGUGUGGCCCAGUCAAAUGGGGACCCUUACCUACUUCUGGUGGUUUGGCAAUAGCACAAAGCCCCUCAUCACCUUGGACAGCAGCAUCUCUUUCACAUUCCUUGCAGAGGGAACCAACACCAUCACUGUGCAGGUAGCUGCUGGGAAUGCUCUCAUCCAAGACACCAAGGAAAUUGCAGUGCAUGAGUACUUCCAGUCACAGCUCUUAUCCUUCUCUCCAAACCUGGAUUACCAUAACCCUGAUAUUCCCGAGUGGAGGCAAGACAUAGGCAAUGUUAUCAAGAGAGCUCUGGUUAAGGUAACCAGUGUCCCAGAAGACCAGAUUCUCGUGGCUGUGUUCCCAGGUCUCCCCACUUCAGCAGAGCUUUUCAUCCUCCCACCCAAGAACUUGACAGAGAGGAGGAAAGGCCACGAAGGGGAUCUAGAGCAAAUUGUAGAGACAGUAUUUAAUGCGCUAAACCAAAACCUGGUACAGUUUGAGCUGAAGCCAGGGGUCCAGGUCAUUGUAUAUGUCACACAGCUGACAUUAGCUCCACUGGUGGACUCCAGCGCUGGGCACAGCAGCUCUGCCAUGCUUAUGCUAUUGUCAGUGGUAUUUGUCGGCUUGGCUGUGUUUCUGAUCUACAAGUUUAAAAGGAAAAUCCCCUGGAUAAACAUCUAUGCCCAAGUCCAACAUGACAAGGAGCAGGAGAUGAUCGGAUCAGUGAGCCAAAGUGAAAAUGCCCCCAAAAUCACACUCAGUGAUUUCACUGAGCCCGAAGAACUGCUGGACAAAGAGCUGGAUACACGGGUCAUAGGAGGCAUUGCCACCAUAGCAAACAGCGAGAGCACAAAGGAGAUCCCCAACUGUACUAGUGUUUAACCAAGAAGCCACAUGGUCAACCACCUUCCUGACUUUUUAUUUUUGAUGACUAUUAUUACUGUUAUUAUGGAAAAAUGAAAAUGUCUUUUUUACCUUUUGUUUACCAAGGGUUCCUUCAUAAAUAACAGGCAGAUACUGAGCUUUGGGAGGAAACAGAGGCAUCCUUAGCUGAUUGCAACGGAUGAAGGAAUACAUGAUUGUGUCUGUGUUAAGGAUGUGUUUUCCCACAGGCUCCUUGCUUUACUCUGCUGGUGGUAGAGCAAAGACAUUCUUGUGUUCCUCUGCCUUUAUUUGAAUUGGAUUUCUGUUCAUUUCUAUUUCUCCUGCCCCUGCCACCCUCCACAGUGCAUACACACACAACACAUAUCAUCCCCCGGUUCAAUUGCAGGAUGUAGGUUGAGGGGGGAGUGGACGUAGCUGCCAAAGGCACGCACACCUUUCUGAAAGAGGCCCUGCCUCGUGCAUGUCAAUUCUGAGGCUACAGAUGGCAUAUUGUAUAUAACUACAAUGUAAAUAGCUUUUUAUUUCCUAAGAAAUAAUUUAAUGUUUAGUAAAAAAGAAAACAGAAAAAAAGAAAGAUGUGUGUGUUGGCUUAUGCACUCACCUUCAGUGCCGACCGCCCCCCAGCCUGCUUGAUGUGUUGGAUUCUGGAUGCUCUCCAGAUUUCUGUCACACUCAACUCUUGCGUCUCUGUCCACACCAUAGCUGGUUUCUGCUUAUGUAUAUAAAGUGGGCGAGGAGGGCUUCUUUGGGGCAGUUAACAAAGGAAAGACUUUAUUGGCAUCUGAGAACAUGGGGGCUGUUUUCUUCAUGAGAUAACAUGGAAGGUAACACAAGGCCUAGUAGAGACUUCAAACUGAAACCCAGUUGGGGAAAUAAGACCUUUUCUCCAAAAAAAAAAAAUAAAAAAGCAAACAAAAAGAAUGCUAUUUACCAGCCCAAGAAAGCAGAACUCUCUAAAGAAGGAGCAAUGGAUCUAAGGAUUCUGGUACUUCUGUUUUCAGAAAUUGGAUUCCAGGAAUAUGUGCAUUUCUCAUGGCAAGUUCCAAGCUACUCAGAGCUCAGAACAGUCCGUGGGCACUAUGUUAGGCUCAGUGAGUAUCUACUGGAAUGAGAAUAGUCAGAGGCUAGACUAGAGGUGCCAUUUUGUGGAAUCCCGAUUCUGUGCAAACCCUGCAGGCCGAAUAGAGGCCUAGCCCUUAAUGAUAUUAGUCAGACAUGAUUUAGCAAAGCUGUGCUGUUUGCUUGUCAGAUGUACACAACUUCCUAAAAGUCCGACGUCUGCCUCCAGUUCCCUUAAGGUAGUCCUCGCGUCUGAGGUGAAGGGCUUUCAAAGCCCUUCCUCACUUCCCUAGCACCUCAGCCCCUCCACACGUUUGACAUGCCAGUUCUUUUCCGUAGGAUCACUUUCCACCAUGCUAUAAGCGUUGUUUUCGUUUCCAGGCUCUGCCUGAGCACACCUGUUUUAAAGAAUGAUAUACUGUAUAUAUAUAUAUGGGAGGAGAGGCCACAUUUUGUACCUAGUAACCCUCACAGGAUGCUGUUCAUGUUCCUCCUUGUGAGACACGGGGAGAAUGUGAUAGAGAAAUCUAGCUGGCUACAGCCUAGGUCAGUGUUAGAAAUGUUUCUAAAGAUCCUUUUCGUUUUAAGGGUUAAA